GCCGCCGGUGCCGCUCCGCCCGCCCGCUAUGGAGGGCCCGUCCCGGUUGCUGGCGGCGGCGCACGGCGCGGCGGUGCCCCUGCCCGGCGGCAUCCCGCCGCCGCCCUCCGCCGGGGACCCGGCCGCCGCCGCCGCGCCGCCUCCGCCCCCGCCGCACCAGCCGGGCCCGCCGCCGCCCCCGCCGCCGCCGCCGCCCGGGCACCAGGACACCGGGGACGUGCUGCAGCAGAUCAUGGCCAUCACGGACCAGAGCCUGGACGAGGCGCAGGCCAGAAAACAUGCCUUGAAUUGCCACAGAAUGAAACCUGCUCUUUUCAGCGUGCUGUGUGAGAUCAAGGAAAAAACAGUGUUAAGUAUUCGCGGUAUUCAGGAGGAAGAUCCCCCCGAUGCUCAACUAAUGAGACUAGAUAACAUGUUGCUGGCAGAGGGUGUCUCCGGGCCCGAGAAAAGAGGAAGAGGAGGACCGAUGGCUGUAGCAGCAACAUCAGGUGGCUGUCCAAAUGACAAUAGCAUUGAACACUCUGACUACAGGGCCAAGCUGUCACAGAUCCGACAGAUAUACCACUCUGAGCUAGAGAAAUAUGAACAGGCUUGUAGCGAAUUCACCACCCAUGUUAUGAACCUGCUUAGGGAACAGAGUAGAACAAGGCCAAUUUCACCAAAAGAAAUAGAGCGCAUGGUGAACAUAAUCCAUGGCAAAUUCAGCACCAUUCAGAUGCAGCUGAAACAGAGCACAUGUGAAGCGGUGAUGAUUCUGCGUUCACGAUUUCUUGAUGCAAGGCGUAAACGACGUAACUUCAGCAAACAAGCGACAGAAGUGCUGAAUGAAUAUUUUUAUUCUCACCUGAGUAAUCCUUACCCCAGUGAAGAAGCCAAAGAAGAGCUAGCAAAGAAGGGUGGUAUUACAGUCUCACAGGUUUCUAACUGGUUUGGUAACAAGCGAAUCCGGUACAAAAAAAACAUGGGGAAGUUCCAGGAGGAGGCUAAUAUUUAUGCAGCAAAAACAGCAGUGGAUGCAACAAAUGUGGUGGCACAGGGCAGCCAGGCAAACUCUCCAUCAACGCCAAACUCUGCUUCCUCUGGCUCUUUUAAGAUGACAAAUUCUGGGGAUUCAUUUAUAAACUUGCAGUCACUGACUUCUUACCAGAGCUCCCCAGUGGGAGCCAAUGUGCAGUCACAGAUGGAUUCCCUACAUCAUGUCAUACACCAGACGGGAAGAUAUGACACCAUUGUGGGGAAUCCUUUGUAUACGACGCAGCGCAUUGAUGCUAAUGGCAGCUGGCAGGACACUACAACUCCUUCAUCAAUCACGUCACCUGCUGGAGACCCUGGAAGUGUUAAUUCGGAUGCAUCUAAUUAAGUUUUUAGGACCGAUUGAUGAGAGGAAAGAGGUCAUUAGUGUAAUUUGUCAAUGUUGCUUUUGCCAAUAUUAUAGUUUGUACAACUUGACACACAGCUAAUUACCUCAAAACCCUGGAACCAAUAGAAGAAGAUUGUGAUUUCAAUGAUACCUCUCUACCUCUCAGCCUCACACAGUUGAGUUCUUGAUUCUGCCCAUUGGGAUGUGAAAUUGUUUUAAAAGAACUUGCUUCAUUUUCCUAACCAAAUUCAUUUUUUAAAUAUCAAUUUUAUGGUAAGAAUCUGAAAAAUCUCUCUUCUUCUAGGACUUGGCAUUUGUCUCAAGUUUUCCAGUUUAAAAAAAUUGACUUAUUUUAAUUUCCAUAAAAUUUUUUUACUAUGAAACUUCUGUUCUAGUUGAUAGAUACUAACAAUUAAACCCCCUGUAUUUGUAAUUGUAUGCGUUCUCUGUAUUGUAAUUUUGUAUAGGAAAAUAAGCUUUUCUUAACUCAAGUUCAUUCUGAACUAAUUAACCAGAACAGAACACUGCUUUACCAAAACUUUCAUUGGACUUUGCUCUUGAAUAGGAACUUCCAUCUUUUGUGUCAUUUCAUAUAGUUCGAAUUUAAUGUCUAGUGUAAACUCUGACUUCCCUGUGAAUAGAUUUUUGUGCAUUUACGAAAUGUUAAGACAAAGUCCAUCAUUUUCAGUUGAAAUUUUAUCAAAGAUAAUAAACUUCCAAAGCCUUUUUC
Alligator mississippiensis (American alligator) is the source of this 2090-nucleotide messenger RNA. RefSeq names its product PBX homeobox 4 (gene PBX4). Gene Ontology annotation, biological process: brain development; eye development; regulation of transcription by RNA polymerase II. Gene Ontology annotation, molecular function: RNA polymerase II cis-regulatory region sequence-specific DNA binding; DNA-binding transcription factor activity, RNA polymerase II-specific. The record is from RefSeq and is a predicted model, not a curated record. The transcript is spliced from 9 exons. The coding region runs from base 29 to 1360 and encodes 443 amino acids. NCBI's taxonomy places the organism in Eukaryota, Metazoa, Chordata, Crocodylia, Alligatoridae. Gene Ontology annotation, cellular component: nucleus.